UACAAAACGCGAUAAGUACAGGAGGGAGAUGGCAGUAUAACCCGUGGUGGUUGCGAGUGCAUAUAAGUCGUGAUUACGAGGGAGUAUCUGCCAUUUUGACUGGACAACUGAAACAAACGGAUCAAUUGCAUCGAAAAGAAAGAAAGCUGAUGUUAGAAGAGGAAUGGCGCCCAAAUGCAGCUCAUGCCGGGGGCUCUACGACUCCUGCAAGCGACUGCCUCUUCUGCUUCCGAACUGCGGCCACACCUGCUGCAAGGCGUGUCUGGAGCGCCUUGUCCAGCACCGCGGUUACCUGUGCUCCGUCUGCAGGAUGAAGCAAGGAGUCUACAGCAUAGACGAUCUCCACGUGAACCAUUCCCUGCUGGAGAUGAUUCUCUCAGUGGGCGAGGAAAAGCGGGCGACCCCGAGCGGAGACGAAGGGACUUGCGCGCGGCACCCCGGCGUGCGUCUGGCCUUCUGGUGCUCCACGUGCCUCUGCGCCCUGUGUGGGGAGUGUGUGGUGGAGUUGCAUCCUCGGCCGGGACAUCUGGUCGACCGGUUUCAAGAGAUCAUGGCGGAGAGGAAACGCCAUGUGCAGACGGCCCUGCAGACAGUCAUUGACGACCUCGAGAACGCGACGAAGGACUGCCGGAAGGAAGGAGAGGACAAUGGCGCUCACAACAAUGCGCUCGAGGAACUGUCCCAGACGAUCAUGGAAAGCGCGCUGAUGUUAGUGCUGGGCGCAACCAUUCUCGAGAGCCAGAGAAUCGACAGCAAAAACGAGGAAAAAAAGUUCAAGAAGCUUGAAGAAGUUGCCUGUAAAAUGCUCUUUGACAUCCCUCAAGUGACCUCGGCGUGGGAUGGCAUUACGGCUCUUCAGUCGUAUGCAAAGAAAGUCGAUGAUUUCAAGAUUCACGUAUUUAAGAGCAUUAACGCUAAAUAUAAGCACAUAAAUCUCAACUAUGAUGAUUCCAAAGCAACUGCGAAAGCCGUGGCAGCGAAGUGCAACGAUCUCAUGAAGCAGAUCUCGUCGCAAUGGCCUGACCGCUACUUGACACUCAAGAAAACGGGAAGCUUGCGAGUAAAACUUGAGUAUGCAGAGUCGCGGCUUCACAUUCACUGUCCAAGAAAGGCUUCGCAAGAGGAGACGAUGAUGCAGAUGCAGCACUGGAGCCUCCUGCAGAGCCUCACAACCCAAGCAGAGGUCCUCGUCUUCCUCGACCUGUGCGACGGCGCGCUCGGAGACACGAAGAGAGUGUACAUCAACAUCGCAUCACACCAGAGCCACAGUCAACACCUCCUGCGCCUCUGCGCCGGCCACAAGUCCUCCUUCCUGAACAGUCCGCUGGCGAUGAAGCGUGCGGACAACAGCAUCGUAGUCGUCCUGGCAACCCUGGAUGGAGUUGCGGUGGCCAAAGAGGAGGAAACAACACCGGAGCAGCUACAGAAAGGAGAUGUGGUAUCCAUAUCGGGAGAAACGGCACAGGUGUGUGUCGUGAUGGAGGCCAGGCCAGGGGCGACAUUAGCCUGCACUCGUUUAGGAAAGGUCACGUCAGGAUUGGAUGCCGUGAUUAAGAGUAACGGCAAUCUUGCCAAAGGAAAAGUUAGUGUCAAAGACUGUGGGCUUGCGUGGCAGAUGUAACGGCCGCAAGAGGAGCAGAAGAAACAAAGAAACGGCUGAUUCACACUACCCCAUCACGUCACAUCACGUAACCGUCCUGUCAUUUAUUCACACCCAGUCUAUAUAAGUACUUAUAUAGACCUUGUUCACACCAUUCAUCAUGUCACGUCAUCAUUCCAUGAGCAACUUCGUCCAACUCUAAAAUGAAAAAGAUGUGGGUAUAUAAAAUCCUGAGGAAAAGAAAACGGAAUUUCAAGUGUUACGAUUAAAAUUAAACUAUAUGUAAGAUAAUUAUACAUUUAGAUACUACAAUUCAGAAGAUAAUUACACAAUGCUGAAUUAACGGAACCGGCACGUCACAUCUAAAUAUUCUUGGAAAGAACCCAUGACGCGACGUGUUAGUGACGUGUUUUUUUAAUACGCUCAUUUGUUUACCUAGAAGACAUUUUAACGUGGCGGUAUAGUGUAAGUCAGCUGUAGGGAGAGUUGAUAAAAUGCUGGGAAAAUUCCCCGAUGACCAUUUUAUGCUAUUAUUUCAUUAUGAUAACUUGUUUUUCAUGUAUUGAUUACUUCAUAAACAAUUAUUUUAUCGUAAAAAGAGAAAUUUACAUAUUUCAUGCGUCGCUAGACUCAAGAUUAUAUAAUACAUAAGUCCCAUUUUUGCCAGCAAGUUAUUUCAAGAUAUUUUGAAAAAUCUUAUAACUUUUUGUUCAUUCCUGUUUUUAACGGAACUUCUUGGUCAGAUAUCUUGGUCUAAUCAAAACAAAUAUGUAAAUCUUUCUUUAGCGGAAGCUGCAACAGUUCCAUAAAGUCACAAUAGUAAAACCGCCAAUAAGGCCAACAGAUGGGAGGAUUUCUAUGAAAAUGCCCAAUUAAAUCACUUAUGCUGCCAAUGGAUAAGAUAAACUACCAAGCUGCGGGCAUUAACUGGAUAUUAUUAAUAGCUUUAUUAUUCCCUAGAAGAUAAGUACUAGGUAUUCAUAAUUGUAUUAUGUCCGUCUUGGGUAUGGUCGACGAACAUUUAAGUAUUUUUACCUUUAUUUAACUUGUUCCCCUAAAAUGUGUGGACUUUUUUCAUUUAGUUAUUUACGAGCUUUUGUGUUACAUAAUAUGCUCAUGUUUUUUUAAUGAUUUAUUUCUUUGUCAGAUAAUCCAAGUUGAAGAAAGUUUACCCAAAUGCACUCGAAUUAAUAACAGCGUCCUUUUGUUUUUUCCACGGUUACACUUGUCACCCACUACAAACGGGAACCAUCAC
Messenger RNA from Penaeus vannamei (Pacific white shrimp), 2855 nucleotides. Lineage: Eukaryota; Metazoa; Arthropoda; Malacostraca; Decapoda; Penaeidae. The record is from RefSeq and is a predicted model, not a curated record.